AUGGGAAGUAAUUAUACGCCUCGGUUCGUUCAGUCAGGUAUUCGCGUCUUGUAUGCGCGCACCUAUCAAAAGCGUAAGCAGUCGCAAACUGGUAGGUUGUUCGUGGAUGUAGCUGAGACUCUUCUCAAACGUGUCUUGAAUGAUAUGAAUAAAAAGGUAAAGGGUCGUGGUGCUGAGAUAUUUAACAUUGACCCCCAAGAGCUGUUUCAAAUCAUCGAAGAUUUGGAUAUAGGCGACGUACAAUACCAAGACAGGCGUAAGUCUGAAAGGAUUGGUAAGCGUUUGCUGUGGCUCGUGACCGACGCCCUGUCUGGCAAGGAAAAGCUCGUGUUCGCUGAGGACUACGACGAGGUUCUUAAGCAGUAUGCUCUGACCAAUGAACGAGACUCUAUGGACGAGAGAAGCAAGUACAUAACCCGAUACUUCAUCCGCCCGGUAAACCCGUGGAAGGCUGUUCAACGGGUCUUGAGACCCCAGCAGGUGAUGAGCAUUUCAACUCAUUCUGAAACUGAAACAUUCGAAGACAACGACGAGGUCGACCAAGAAUCUGUAGCCCCCAGUCCCUUUAGUGACGGGUUUCGGACUCCUCGGAUUCCAGAAGAAGUUCCUCGGACUCCAGAAGAAGUUCCUCGGACUCCAGAAGAAGGAAUCGCACGAGCGUUAAAAGACGUCGGACUCGUCGCCGAGACGAAAGGCAUCCGCGGCCUCCUCCCCCCCGACGCCGUGCGAGGUGGACGCCACGAGUGCAUGAAAACCGUCGACAUCAGCAUCACGGGACUCGACAGCCGGGUGACCAGGACCCUCGGGGACGUCGUCGUCCCCCACCCGUUCAGCGGUGACGGGCGCGCGAAAUUCAACGGUCGGCGCCCCACUGCGACCCGCUCACCAGCGAACAUCCAGCCGGGCGAGUACACGCUCGAGGCGGAGAAGAAGAAGCUCGACUGGUACGGCAACAUCCCCGAGGGCCGCGGCUUCAGCCUCGUGCCCAUGGCCAUCGACACGUACGGUUUCAAGGCGCCGCGCUUCCGCAAGUUCCUUAACCAGCUCGCCGAUCACGGUGCGAGAGGUACUGUCCCCGCCGGCGACGCCGCCUCCGAGGCCGCGGCCGAGGCCACGCUCUCCGCCAUCGCGAGGAGCAAAAGCUAUUGGAAACGACACAUCAUGGGCCACAUCUCCGUCGCGCUCGUAUCCGCCAUCGGGGACCGCGUCGCUGGCGCGCCCAUCUCGUACGCGCUCAGAACCUCACGUGACUCCGAAAACUUCCACGCGGGCGCGGCAGCGCAAAUCCUUUUUAUGGAGCCCGACACUGCUGGCGAUUUCCACAUCGCCCCGGCUCCGUGCGCUCGUGAGGCUCACAUGGGUUCCAUGAAUCCCGUCGUGGGGUUGCUUACUACGUGAGAGGAUUGUUCGUAGUGCGGUCUGCUCGCUUCUAGAUCACAUGUUUUACCCGGAUGGGUUAGAGCUCAGUCUUUUUGUAAUCAGAUCUACACACUAUAAACUAGAC
Micromonas pusilla CCMP1545 is the source of this 1504-nucleotide messenger RNA. RefSeq lists its product as uncharacterized. Lineage: Eukaryota; Viridiplantae; Chlorophyta; Mamiellophyceae; Mamiellales; Mamiellaceae. The record is from RefSeq and is a predicted model, not a curated record. Bases 1 to 1398 code for a protein of 465 amino acids. The transcript has a single exon.